AUUUAUACAUUUUGUGAAUGAAACAAGUAAAAAUAUCUUGUUGAAACUCAUAAAUCAAAACUGAGCAUGGAGAUCUAAUCUACAUAGAAUGAGACCAGCCUCAUAGGAUUACUGACGUUUAUCUAAUAAAACAGCUGAUUGUAGAACGCACUUGUGCAGAGGAGAUCAAGUGUUCGUAUCUCCAUUAAACUCUUUAUUUAAUUAGUUUAAGACAAUCAUGGGCCGUAUCAUUUACCCACAAACAAGACGGAAAUCUCCGAGUGCAUCUUAGCAUGUAAAAAGGACUUUCAAUGAGUGCAAGCAGUUGGAUGUAAAUUUCAUUUUUUGUUUUCUAUGAAGUUCCUUAGGGGGAUAUUCCAUUCAGAAGCAGAUCUGUGAUAUUUUAUACGAUGUGGUACUGCGCGCGCCAUUUUGCUGUUUAUGUGACGAUUUUAUUAACUUUACCGGUGUUUGCAGCUUCACAGGACGAUGUUCCUCCCGGGGCAGCAACGCUCGCCUUCGUGUUUGACAUUACAGGAUCGAUGUAUGAUGAUUUGGUACAGGUCAUUGACGGGGCAGCCAAAAUUAUGGCUACAACACUCGCCCGCAUAGAAAAGCCACUGUAUAACUAUGUACUCGUACCAUUCCACGACCCAGAUGUUGGUCCAAUAGUUAUUACUAAAGACCCAGAUGAAUUCCAGACUGAAUUACGCAACCUGUACGUCCAAGGGGGUGGAGACUGUCCAGAGAUGAGCGUUAGGGCCAUUAAGGAGGCUCUCGACGUGUCUCUUCCUAACUCCUACAUCUACGUGUUCACCGACGCGCUGUCAAAAGACUUCUACCUGGGAGAGGAGGUGUUGGCCCUCAUACAGCAAAAACAGAGCCAGGUUGUGUUUGUACUGACGGGUGACUGCGGUAGUCCACAGAGUGAGGGAUACAAGGUCUAUGAGAGAAUCGCAUCCACCAGCUCCGGUCAGGUCUUCCUGCUGAAAAAGAACCAAGUCAACCAGGUAUUGAACUUUGUCCGCCUGACUGUUCAAGCCAGGAAGGUGAACCUAAUGUCGGUUGACCAGGAUCAGGCUAACUCUCAGUACAUGCAGAUUCCCAUCGAUUCCAGGCUCCAAGAGUUCACUGUCUCCCUCAGUGGCUCUAACCCAAACUUGAGACUGUACAAUCCAAAAGGUACAGAAGUAACGGAUAGCAAUGGCCUGUACGAGCUAUUGGACAUAAAGAAUGUCAAGGUGAUUAACGUGCGAAAUCCUGAACCGGGAAUGUGGCGUCUCCGUGUGGACAGCGGGAGUGCUCAUACCCUGAGGUUGACGGGUCUCAGUAAAAUCGACUUUGCUGUUGGAUUCUCCAAAGAUAAAGCGUUACACAUAACCUCGACCGAGUUACGACCUCUAGAAGGUGUUCUAAGUCAAAUGAUGGUCAACACAACGGACCUGGAUUCUCCUGGUCACUUGAAGAAGAUGCAACUGGUCAGUCUAAAGGGAGUUGUCUUGUCUGAGUACCCCCUCCAAGUAGAAAGAGGCCUGAAAAAUAUUUACAGGACUGAAGCUUUCAAGCCUUCAUCCGGGUACUUCUAUGUCAAGGUUGUAGGAGAGGAUGACAAAGGUCAUGUGUUAUGGAGGACAACUCCGACGGCCAUUAGUCCCCGCAAGCCCGCUCCACCCACGGUGUACAUGCCAGAGAUCACGCGAGGUUUCUACCACACGGACUCCAUCAUAAUCUGUACGGUGAACUCUGUCAUUCCUUUCACCGUCCAGUGGUACAAGAACGGUCGGAGAGAAGGAUCAGAGGUUCUCUUCCAGGAGUCUGGCAACGCUACGUAUCGGGUUCCCAGAGCCAGCAGUAAAGACGAAGGAAUCUACACAUGUAAUGCGACAAGUGUGUCCGGAAGUACGGCCAGGACAACACUAUUGGACGUUAGUGAACCUCCUCCAGAGAUUGCACCUACAUCUAAUAUAUCAGUGUUGCCAGGUAACAGUGCCGUAUUGACCUGUAAUGUGUACAGUACUGUUCCAUUCAACGUCACGUGGUAUGGACCAGUGGGACGCAUAGGAACUAAUCCAGAAUUCACCAACUUCAACAAUGGAUCCUUGCUGAUUAAAUACGUUAACUUGAAACAUGAGGGACAGUAUGUAUGCAGAAUUGGCAAUGAGGGGGGCUACUCACAGAAAAAGCUGUUUCUGAGAGUUCAAGUGCCUCCUGAGGUGUACAUCAAACCUGUGGAGAGCACCUUUAAGGUGGGUGACACCGUGACGUUGAUCUGCUACGCUAAUGGAUUUCCCCUGCCGUCAUAUUACUGGCUGAGGAAUGAGGCUCUGGUAAUCCCCAGUAAUCGGAUAUCCGUCAAUCAAAACCAGCUAACCCUAACUAACAUGGUAGAGAGUGAUGGAGGGGCAUACAGUUGUCUGGCAGAAAAUCUGGCAGGGGACGACACCGCCAUAGCAACGCUACAGUACAUUGAAAGCCCUCAGAUAGACACUUACGUCAAAAAAGUUUUGGUUGGUAGUGGUGACACAGCUACCCUUCAGUGCUCUGCCAAAGGUAUUCCUACGCCAGAAAUUCACUGGUUCAAAGGGGAAUUAGAGUUGAAGCAGUUGUCGUAUGUCAAGAUAUCAGCCAAUGGAGAACUGUCCAUUCUGGGGGCCCAGGAGCAGGAUGAGGGAGGCUACAUGUGUAUCGCAACUAACGCCGCCGGCAGUGACUCCGUCAUUGUCGAUCUAGAAGUCGGAGCUGAUCCUAGGAUUACUAAAGCUCCAUUUAACAUGGGAGCAGACAUUUCCACUAAUGCCUCUCUGCAAUGUGAGGCUAUUGGUGACCCAGUCCCAAAGAUUUACUGGCUUUUUAAGGGGAACCCCAUCAAAACAGGAAUACGUCUCAAACAAGACAAGUCCGGCAACCUGUUCAUCGACAAUUUGGAGCACAAAGAUGAGGGACGGUACACGUGUGUAGCUCAGAAUCAGUUUGGGAUGCAGGAAGUGUCAGCCUUUCUCAGCAUCACCGGGAUAGUGAGUCCUGUAAUUGCUUACACAAACCCUUACUUGGACGUAGUGGAGGGGUCAGAGGUCGACCUCAGUUGUGUGAUCAUUCAGGGAAACCCUAGUCCAACUGUCCACUGGCAGAAAGAUUCCAAGGUAUUAAAGAACAGUGAUCAUGUGACUGUAACUAAACCAGGGGAGAUCACCAUUAGAAACGUUCAGAAGUCACACCAGGGAGAUUUUGUGUGUGUAGCAUCAAACGUCGGUGGAAACUCCACAUACAUUGUGUCUGUCAACGUCCAAGUACCUCCACGUCACACCUUUCACACAGACCAGGACGGCCAGAGUAACUUCACUAUGAUAGAGGGGGAGGGUAUAGUUCUGCCCUGUAGUGUAGAGGGUGAUCCACGCCCCACCAUCGCCUGGUAUAAGGAUGAGAGCCCUAUCUCCCUAACCGACUACCACUACUUCAUCCGAGAGGAUGGGAGCUUGGAAAUCUUCAGUGCCGACCCACAGGACACAGGGGCUUACAGGUGUACCGCCAGCAACGUGGCUGGGGAAAUUGAUAAAUCUGUGAACCUCUACGUUCAAGUACCCCCAGUGAUUGAUGGUGAAGAAACAGAACAAUUCACAGUCACUACAGGGGAGACAAUCGUCCUACCUUGCGCUGUGAAAGGAAAACCACAACCUGAGAUCUUCUGGAGAAAGAACUUUGUCCGAUUCUCCCCAGACUCCUCCGAGCGCUUCGUGUUUAGCGACAUCGGCCUGUCGAUCUUCAAUGUCGAAAUCUCGGACAGGGCUAUCUAUGAGUGUGUGGCUAGCAAUGUAGCAGGGGAGACAACUAAGAUUAUUACGCUUAUUGUUCAGAUCCCUCCCACUAUCAGCUCCGAAGGGGAACAAGAUAUGAUCGUAAUGGAAGGAAAGUCAGCAUUUCUUAACUGUGACACACAAGGAGACCCUGAACCUGAAAUCACAUGGAAAAAGGAUGGCGUCAUCUUAGACCCCACCAGUGACCUCGAUAUUGACUUGACCCCAUUUGGAUCCUUACAGUUCAGCUCUGUAAAGCUUAGGGAUGAUGGGAGAUAUGUGUGUAUUGCCACGAAUCCUGCAGGAUCAGCAGUAAAGGACUUCACCCUGAUUGUACACGAUCCACCAUUUUUCCCACCGUUUGUUACCAACCACACCCAAGUGAUAGAAAACAACCCCGUGACAAUCCCUUGCCCCGCGGUAGGAACCCCACCCCCUGUAAUCAUCUGGUAUAAAGAUGACAUUCUGCUGACUGGGGAUGAGAGCGGAGUUACCUUCCUUGAUGAUGGAUCCCUGGAGCUGUACAACACUGAUGCCCAGGACACCGCGAGUUACAAAUGUGUGGCUAGCAAUGCAGCGGGAGAAAUUGAGCACUCAGUCGACCUCCACGUACUCAUCCCACCUAAACUGAUCGGCGAGGAGAUAAACCUAUCAGACAGACGACCCAUCAUCACAGCUGUAGUAAUAAACAGCACCACCUCCUUUUAUUGCCCGAUCGAGGGUGACCCGAAACCAGUAAUCACGUGGCAGAGGAAUGGAGAGGAUCUAUUGGAUGAUGGGAAACGGUUCUUCAUUUCGGAUGAGGGACGGAACCUCACAAUUCUAAAUGCAGAGAUAACGGAUAAAGCCCGGUACACGUGUAAUGCCAGAAAUACUGCUGGGGAGACGGAAAAGUCGUUCAAUCUGGAAGUACAUAUUCCUCCAAUCCUCGAUUACGACACAGUGACCCCCAGCAACCUCUCUGUGGUGAUUAGGAACUCUCUGUUCAUUAGCUGUCCAAUGUCUGGAAUUCCGCCUCCGAAGAUCACCUGGUACAAAAACGGAGAGGUAAUCUCCCCUGAAUUGGACCCUAACAUUCGAACAUUUGCAGAUGGCCGACGGUUGGAACUGACCAGCGCCCGUGUGACCGACACUGGCCUAUACAGAUGUGAGGGUGUCAAUGUAGCAGGCAGUUCUCAAAAUGAAUACGAAUUGGAGGUAUAUGUACCCCCAUCCAUAGAAAGGGAGGGAGAAAUAGGACGUCCAGAAGUUGUGGUGGGCCGGUCCUUCCAGCUGACCUGUCCAGCUUCAGGGAUCCCCAGACCCGAGAUAUCCUGGUUUAGAGCCAACAAAGCUAUCAGAGAGAACUCUACUAACUAUUAUUUGUUGGACGAUGGGUGGACACUGUCCAUUGUCAAUGCCUCCGAGGAAGACUCUACCAGGUUUACGUGUCGUGCCCAAAAUGUGGCAGGAAACAAUGAGAAAGCCUUUGACCUUCAUGUCUUAGUCCCCGCCUACAUCCAGCGUGUGAACGUAAACACAGAACCCCGUGUGAUCCUGAACCGGACACUCGUCCUGAACUGUCCAGCGGUCGGGGCGCCCACCCCAGACAUCACCUGGUACAAGGAGCGUCUUCUGUUAGAUGUAGCCAAUAGUCCACGGGUGGAGUUCCUCUCCUCAGGAAGACAGCUUCGGAUUCCUAACGCUCAGCUAACGGACACUGGAACAUUCAUCUGUGAAGCCACAAACAAGGCUGGGGCAGACCGCCAAGAUUACAAUGUCCAAAUACAAGUUCCAAGUAAGAUAGAUGAAUUCCGAACAAACGUCAAUCCCCGAGUAAUUGUCAAUAGUCCCCUGACCAUCGUGUGUCCAGCGUCCGGCAUCCCCCCACCGGUCAUUAGUUGGUACAAGGAUGGAGAGAAGAUGAAUGUCACCAUGGACGAGAACAUUCAGGUUGACAAAGAUGGCGAGGAACUGACCGUAAAGGUUUCCAGGGUAACAGACACAGGGUUGUAUACCUGUGAGGCGUGGAAUGAAGCGGGAUUGGCGAAGCUUAAUUUCGAUGUUUUUGUGGAAGUUCCUCCAAUAAUAUCCGAGACUGAUAGGUCUCCAAAAGUGAAGGUGGGUGAAGAAACCAUAUUGUUGUGCCCAGCAUCGGGGACCCCUGAACCAGAAAUUACCUGGCUGAAAAACGGUCAAGCGAUAGACUUCUCCCUGACCUCUGGGUUAAGGGAACAGAACGGAGGGAAAGAGCUCCACAUACACAACGCUAUCGUGGAUUAUGGAGGAAUGUAUACGUGUAUUGCCUCAAACUCCGCUGGAGACGACAAAGUUGAUAUCGAACUUGAGGUCUGGGUUCCACCUGUAAUUGACAAGGAAUCCUUCGAGAAAUAUACGGGUGUCAACAAAGGUCGUGCCACCUUACUGAACUGCCCUGCCCACGGUCUGCCACCGCCCAACAUCACGUGGUACAAAGACGGCGCUCCACUUGUCUUAGACAAACGGAUGGUAUUGCAGACUGGGGGACUACAGCUUAAGAUAGCCAACACCACUAUCAACGACACGGGAACAUUCACAUGUACAGCUGUCAAUCCCGCCGGGAAAGAUAGCGUGGACAUGGAACUGGAAGUCAUGGUCCCCCCUUCCAUUGAUGAGUCAAAUGUCGUGUACACUCCCAAGGUCAUUCAGAAUCGCACUGUGAUCAUAGAAUGCCCUGUUUCCGGAGUUCCCGAACCGACAGUGUCCUGGACAAUUAACGACAGUCCACUGGUUCCCAAGGACAGGAUCCACCUGUUGGAAAGGAACAGACAGCUGACCAUUGACCAGGCUCAGGUGGCAGAUACUGCUACUUACAUGUGUGUGGCUGAAAACAAGGCUGGGGAACUUCGUAAAAAAUUCCAUCUGGAAGUUCUGGUCCCAGCACACAUAUUGACAGAGGUAGCCUCUGACAACAAUCUGGUCACGAUCCAAAACCAGACAAUUAAUAUAAACUGUCCGUCCAUGGGGAUCCCCACACCAUCCAUCAUCUGGCUAAAGAACCGGGUACCCUUGCUGGACUCCCCCUACAAAAGAAUGCGGGUCCUUAGUAACGACCAGUUUCUGGAGAUAUCUAAUGCCCAGGUAGAGGAUGCUGGGAAGUAUGCGUGCACGGUGACUAAUGUAGCAGGCCAGGAGAAGAGGGAGUUCAACUUACAAGUUCACGUGCCUCCAUUCAUUGUCAAAUCACAGGGAGAAGAACUGCAUGUGGUUGUGGAAGGAGGAAUGGCCACCUUGAAUUGUGAGGUGGGCGGGAUCCCCGAGCCUCUAGUUACAUGGCUGAAAGAUGGAAAUAUUCUACAAACGGAGGAUAACUCUCAAGUCAGGAUUCUAUCUGGGGGACAGAUUUUCCAGAUUAUAGGUGCAAGGACAGCAGAUACAGCAAAAUACACCUGUCAGGCAGAGAACAUGGCAGGACUGACAGAAAAAUAUUAUCAACUGAAUGUUCAAGUGCCUCCCAGAGUCAACGGUUCUCAGUUUCAACAGAGGUCAGUAGUAAUAAACCAACAGUUGAUGCUGAGCUGUGAUGCAACAGGCAUUCCCCCGCCCAAGGUUGUUUGGAUGAGACACCAUCAGGUCAUUCCGUCCUAUGGUAAUCCUAGUGUCCGAAUAAGAGACCAAGGGAGGCAACUGCUGUUAACCAAUGCCCAGCUUCUAGACGAGGGUGAAUACACAUGUCUGGUGACUAACCCCGCUGGGAACGCCUCUGUCGACUUUUCCGUGUCUGUACAAGUACCGCCCACCAUUGAGGAUGGUCCUACACGUGUGGUGGGAAUAGUCAACACACGAGUCGACCUCUCGUGUAACAGCAUAGGUCUGCCUGUGCCCAAGGUCAAAUGGGAAAAGAAUAACAAGGUGUUUCCUACAACGGGACUGAGACACAGAAUGUUGAUAGGCGGGUCUCUUGAGUUCACUUCGGUGAGACUAGAAGAUGCUGGGACAUAUGUUUGCUCUGCCACCAAUGAGGCCGGAAGUGUUAACCGGGAGAUAAGACUUGAUGUACAGGUUCCCCCUAAGAUGGUGGGGGAGAUCCAGAGGAGCAUGCAGGCUGUUCUAGGAGAUGAUGUUUACCUCCCUUGUAACGUGAAGGGUAACCCUCAACCCACCAUAAUGUGGCAGAAGGGGACCUCAAUUUUGACCAGUGGAGCAGAUCACUACAUAAUGAAGAAUGGAACUCUUCUCUUGAGAAGAACGGAUGAACGUGACACCGGAAUGUACAUCUGUAUCGCACGGAACAACGCUGGCACAGCCAUGGCGCAAGUCUUUCUCAGGAUGUUUAUUCCUCCAAAAAUAACGGACGUGACCCAGACUGCAUACUCUGUCCUUCAAGGUCGUAACAUUGUGUUACCUUGCCGUGCGGAUGGAAGGCCCCGUCCUAAGAUUUCCUGGGAUAAAGGAGGAGAGAAACUAACCGGUAGUUUCCACUAUCGUAUACUACGAUCGGGGUGGCUUCUUAUUCCAUACUCUAGGUCAGAGGACACGGGAACCUACAGGUGUACAGCCACAAAUGAGGCCGGGAUUGAUGAAGUCAGCAUAUCACUAACUGUCCAUGUACCCCCAAGGAUAGAGAAGGGAGCUCGUCUGCUGACAGGAACAGUAGGAUCCACGGCCAGGAUACCCUGUAACACGACCGGCGAGCCCAGACCACAAAUCGUGUGGCUGAAGGACGGUCGGUUGAUUCGGACUGACCGGAAGUACGUGGUGGACGACUCGGGGACACUGAUCAUCAAUACGUUGGAUGCAGAUGACACAGCCAGUUACACAUGCACUGCCAUCAAUGUGGCAGGCAGAGACUCCAUGGAUAGAGUCCUUAGAAUCCAAGUCCCUCCCAAGAUUACUGUGGCCCCACGAAGUCAGGAAGUCAUACAAAACUCUAGGAUUGUGUUGUCAUGUGCUGCCACAGGAAUCCCAAUUCCUGUAGUGACGUGGACCCUCAAUGGACAGCCAGUCCCAGCUUCCCCGAGCAUACAUGGGCGGAGUUUCCUGUUUAUCUAUCAUGCCCUCAGACAGGAUGCUGGAAUGUAUACAUGUAUCGCGGAGAAUCCGGCCGGGAUCGCUACAGCGUCUGCCCCUGUUCUUAUGAAAGUCCCACCCCAGGUGUCUAUACCGGACAGUGAUGCCACAGUAAGUGUGGCUGACCAGGUGAUGCUGACCUGCUCUGUGGGUGGCGACCCGAACCCCGACAUCAGGUGGACAAAGAACGGCCGACCUGUGGAGCUCAGCGAUAGAAUUGUACAGCUUCUCAAUGGGUCACUGGUCAUAUACGACUCGUCGAGUUCAGAUGCUGGUGAAUACAAAUGCGUGGCCUCUAAUGACGCUGGCACAUCGGAGGGCGUGGCCAUGUUAACUGUGCAAGAGCCCCCAAUUUUUAAGAUUGAGCCAACCAAUAUGAGGAUUACUCAGGGGGACACAGUUGUAAUGGACUGUGUGGCUGAAGGGGAACCCACUCCUGAUAUAUCCUGGUUAAGGGGUUGGAAGGACAUUGUCACGGGAGAGAGACUUUCCAUUCUGCCCAACAACUCACUCAGGAUUAUAGCAGCCCAGAUGUCGGACGCCGGUUUGUACCGUUGUAAGGCGGCCAAUAGAUUGGGCAUCACCAUCGUCGAAGCCAACAUGACCAUUGUUGUUCAUGGCCGUUUUUCUGAAUGGACUUCCUGGGGAUUGUGUAGCAGUACUUGUGGGGUGGGACUACAGUUCCGGACUCGCGAGUGUGACAACCCUCUUCCUCAGAAUGGAGGGAGACAGUGUAUAGGGUCUUCUCUGGACUCAAAAACUUGUGUGUCAGGCCACUGCCCAGUUGAUGGUGAGUGGGGUAAUUGGUUUCCAUGGAAGCCUUGCAGUGUGACAUGUGGAGAAGGGGAGAGAACUCGGGAGAGACUAUGUAACAAUCCGUUUCCUCUACAUGGUGGUCUUCCCUGUCCAGGUCUCUCUUUGACCAGCGAUAUCUGUAACGAGGGCCAAUGCCCAGUGGAUGGUGAGUGGAGUGGGUGGGGAUCCUGGGGAAGAUGUAGCGUUUCUUGUGGGGAGGGGGUCCACGAGAGGCGGAGGCUGUGUGACAACCCACCACCACGGUAUGGGGGACACCACUGUCAUGGGGACACCGUCCAGCUGAAAACAUGCAGAGUGCAGCAGUGUGCAGUGGACGGUAUGUGGGGUCAAUGGAACCAUUGGACUUCUUGCUCCCAGAGCUGUGGAGGGGGUGUGAGGUCAAGGUUACGGAGGUGUGACAGCCCUGCCCCAAUGUAUGGGGGAUCAUCCUGUUCAGGACGGGACAUCCAGAGAGACUACUGUAAUCCGGAUCCCUGCUCCGUUCAUGGUAACUGGGCGAGGUGGCAGAGUUGGGGGGCUUGCUCGGUAAGCUGUGGGAUGGGUCUUCAGAAAAGAUUCAGGACUUGCUCUAAUCCCGCUCCCAGCAUCAAUGGUCGUCCCUGUAUCGGAGCCGGCGAGGACAGUCGACAGUGCAACAGACCACAGUGCCCCGUGGAUGGAGAGUGGAGUAUUUGGGGUGCGUGGUCCUCGUGUUCUCGUACCUGUGGGGCAGGUCACAGGGAACGUAAUCGGGUGUGCAGCACGCCCUUAAACGGGGGCCGGUACUGUGACGGAGACGAAGUCCAGAGGGAUAUAUGUGGUUUGACACCUUGCUCAAAAAUGCCCACUAAGGCCUUUGGUACAUUGGUUGGAUACAUCAAUGGUGUGGACCUGACUGAUUCAACUAUCAACGCUGUCAUGUCACCGACCGAAGAUAGGCAGAACAUUAAAGUGGAUGCUACCAUCACAGAUUUACCUCCCCGUACAGGGAAACACGUGGAACACCUGGUGUCAGUGUUGAGUCCUGUGUAUUGGGUGACAGCAUCAGAAAGGGGCGGAGCUAAGAAUGGAUUCUCCCUAACUGAUGGACAAUUCUCCCGUGACGUUCAGGUGGAGUAUGCUACAGGUGAAAUUGUGAAAAUGUCCCAGUACUCCAAUGGAGUGGACGAGGAAGGAGUUUUACAGAUUGAUGUCAUUGUCAGAGGGGAAGUCCCUGACCUCUCCCAGGGAUCAGAGAUAGAACUGGCUCCGUACUACGAAAAUUACAUUCAGACUGGACAAGGGAAAAUUUUCGCUCGAUCUUCUCGAACUGUCCAGGUGGACGGGCAUAUUCUGCCGUACUCAUGGAAUCAUUCCAUUACAUAUGAGACGACAGAAAUCAUGCCGUUUCUGGUGGAGACACUACAUACCAAGGAUAUUACAUCAUCGGUCAGCCCAACUGGUGACCAGGUCAAAUUCACAUUGCUGACUAAUGUAGCUCAAGGAACCCCCAGUAACCAAUGUCCAUCAGGGUUUCACUUGGACAACAGUGGACAGUUCUGUCUAGAUAAUGACGAGUGUUACCCUACCAACCCCUGCUCUCACCACUGUCAUAACUCACCGGGAAAAUUUGCAUGUUCCUGUCCCUCUGGAUAUGUCCUGGGUCCGGACGGGCGGACAUGUGAAGACCUGGACGAGUGUCGCUGGAACAACGGUGGAUGUAGUAGUAACCAUGAGUGUCUGAACACGGUGGGAUCGUACCACUGCGCCGUGGUGUGUAAGCCAGGCUACUGGAGAAACAGGGAUCGGUUUUGUAUAGACAUCGAUGAAUGCUCCGAGAACCCCUUGAUCUGUGGACAGCACUGCAAGAACACUGCUGGGAGUUAUCAGUGUUCAUGUUCUUUGGGUUUCAAAUUGAAGAGCGAUGGACGAUGUACAGAUGUCAAUGAAUGUACGGAGGGGAUGUCAGCCUGCUCCCACAUCUGCAGGAACCGGAUCGGGAGUUACCGGUGUGCUUGUCCCUCGGGUUAUAGAUUCAUAUCCAACGUUACCUGUCAAGACGUUGAUGAAUGUAAAGAAGGUAUUCACAAAUGUACAGAUGAACAGGAGUGUCAGAACAUUAAGGGGAGUUACCAGUGUGUCCAGAGAUGUAGGGAUGGAUACCAGGAAGUGAAUGGACAAUGUGUGGAUAUAGACGAAUGUUCUUUAAACACACAUCGGUGUUACUCCAACCAGGAGUGUGUGAACUCACCAGGAGGCUACUCGUGUCAGUGUGAGAAAGGAUACAGGUCAGCAGAUAUCGGACAACCCUGUCUAGACAUUGAUGAGUGCACAGAAGCCCCCAGGGUCUGUGCUUACCGUUGUCGAAAUACCCAGGGCAGUUUUGUAUGUAUUUGCCCUCCAGGACAGAUUCUAUUGGCAGACAAACGAUCAUGUGCUGGGCUAGAGUAUUUGGAACCAGAUCCUGUAGAGAAUUUACCCAAUAGUAAACAAAGCAACCUGGAUUCAAAAUCUUUUGGCCAUUUUCUUGGGUCUCAGAAAGGGUGCGCUCAAGCCAGCAAAUGCUUUAGGCGAAACAAACGAUCUCGGUGUCGGCCAGGUUUCAGAUUCAAUGCAUCCUCUAGUACUUGUAUAGAUAUUAAUGAAUGUCGAGAGGACCCAGGAAUCUGCCAACACAACUGCAGCAACACAGUAGGAGGGUACCAGUGUGUAUGUCCACCAGGUUAUAAGGUAGCCAGGAACGGAAGGAAUUGUGUGGAUAUCAAUGAAUGUAUUAACUCCAAUGUUGACUGUGGUCCAGAAAGGAUGUGCUUCAAUAAGAGAGGCGAUGUAAGCUGCAUAGAUAUUCCUUGCCCCGAAAACUACACUCGGGAUCCACUCACAAAAUAUUGUGUAUUAGAAUGUGUUGACAACUCUAUUUGUCCAGAAGGUGCAAAAUACGCUGAUGUGAUCGAGUUCAGAACUCUAGCGCUUCCAAGCGGAAUUUUGCCUCAGCAGGAUUUAAUUCGAUUGACAGUGCUUAACCAAAAUAAUGUUAAAAUGACCAAAACUGACUUCAUAAUCUUGGAGAAUGAUCCCAACAUAGACUUUCAGUUAAGGCUGUUGGAGGGCACGGGGAUUCUGUAUACUGAACAACCGUUAGAGGAACUAGAGACCUAUAAAAUUAAAGUGAGAGCUAAAUCCUAUCAUACCGAGACUGCAGUCUUGCAAUAUCAAACUACUUUCAUGAUUCAUAUAUCAAUUUCUGCAUACCCAUAUUAAUCAUAUUUUGGUGUUUUUUUCGUUUCUGAUGAUUUCAUUGUAAUAAUGAAUGAUUUUUUGUUCCUAUCUUCUUUACGUAUGUGAGUGUGUAUUGUGCUUGUAUGUCAGUUAUGUAUGAUACAUCUAUAUAUAAUCAUGAAAUGUUAUAAACAUAUGUUUUAUUGACGCCUGCGUAAUACAAUAUACUGUCAUUGUGUCCUUACAAAUUUAGUAAAAAGCUUUAUAUAAAAGCAUAGCCAUGUGCUUUGACAUUUCAAACUUGUCGACUAGGCCAAUUUAGAUAUCAUUUUGUCACGUGAUUUUCACAACUGUUUGUGUGCUGCGAAAACAACAAAUACUCAGCGGAAACGUUUAGCAACAUGUAAAAGAUGUCAUUUAAAACCAACAGCAUUACUUUUUCCCUGAUUUAAUGGUCAAUACAUUGUUUACGCAUGACUACUUGUAAUCCAUCAAGCUUAUAAACUGCAAUAAUUGUUUUAAACCUAAAUGAUUGUAUUUUGCUGUUGGUAAUUGUGAUAAAAAGAAUGUAGCACAACGGAAGAUGUUACAGAAUUAUGCACAUGUGAGAACCAUCUCGUUAAGAAGUCAGAGCACAGGCCUGGACCGUGGUAAAAGAAUUCUGACAGUUGAAAGACCACAGAUGCAUGCAUAUUUAUAUGCAUUGUACUCAUUACGUCAAUAAACACAAAUCAGUCCACUUUGAUAAACUACAAUUGCGAAGAACUAAUUCGCUUUACAUAAAUUGGAUAUAUUUUUCACGAUCUGCAGUACAAUGUGAUGCGUCAUUUUGGAAUGAAAACAAAACCCUGAAGCUGAAGGGUCAACUACAGAAUAUUCUCUUUUUGUCAUCUUCAUGUCUAUUUCAGUCGUAGUUGUGUUUUCUCCCCUUGCAUGUUGUAACAUUCUUGUCUAUUCAUUUUUAGGCUGACAUGCCGAGAAAUGAUUUUGGUUUAGUUUUUACACUAUGUACCAAACAGUUUUAUCUGUAACUGGUAUUUUGCUAAGAUAUAUACAUGUAUUUUAAAGCAAUGUUAGCUGUCAUUUUGGUGUCGGAAGUUUUUGUGAAAUUGGGAUUUAAUAUUUCAAAAGUAAGGUAUAUAAAUUUGUUAUUAAUAUUUAUUUUGGAAAACCAAUUCAGAGGCUUUCAAUGAAGCAAAAUUACAUUAUCGUAUUCCCGUACAAAACUUUAUUUUGAUGAAGUCUAAACCUUAGUUUAAAAUUUGUGGAUGAUUAUGGCUAAAUUUGCAUUCAAAAUUAUCAUAAGGGCGCAUAUUUACAAAAUAACAUUUUCAGAUUUAGAGCUAAUAUUGCUUAAAUAUCUUUUCAGUAUUAUAUUCUCAGCUAUUUAUGAGAAAAUUUAUUUGUGGACAUUGAUUUUGAUUAAACCGUGUCUGAAAUUUUGAUUUUAAAACAAAUUCAGAAGUAGGUCAAGACUGUAAAACACGUGUAUAUGAUACAUGUACAUAUAAUUCGAAGUUUUUGUGUAACAAAACAUGAGUGAUUUGUAAUAAAUUCUGAUUACACAU
This is a messenger RNA of Ostrea edulis (European flat oyster), 14359 nucleotides long. Its product is annotated as hemicentin-1-like. Gene Ontology annotation, molecular function: calcium ion binding; protein binding. The coding region runs from base 390 to 12833 and encodes 4147 amino acids. The transcript has 68 exons. NCBI's taxonomy places the organism in Eukaryota, Metazoa, Mollusca, Bivalvia, Ostreida, Ostreidae. Gene Ontology annotation, biological process: axon guidance; cell adhesion. The record is from RefSeq and is a predicted model, not a curated record. Gene Ontology annotation, cellular component: plasma membrane.